AUGUUCACGUUUACCUACGAAUGGAUAGAGUUGUAUUUAGCUUUGAGCGAUGGUAUUAUACCACCAGAAUACUUCUAAUAUGCUGAUGAUGUGAAUAGUACUAUUUGCCUAAUUCUAUCUGAUGUUUUGAUACUCUACUUUAGUUUUGAAAUGAGGGUAGUCUAUCUUAAAUUCAAAUCAUCAUCACAUCAAGAAUUUAUGAAGCUGAAAGAGUAUAACCAGCUUUAUAGAAAAAUUGGAUUUUUAGUAGUUAUUGUAUUGGAUAUUCUUAUUUCUACUACUGAAAUAAUCGCUGAUAGAAUUGACGAUUCCUACUAAAAUACAUUGAGCAUGGUUUUGCUUGGAGUUAGCUUAGCCAGCUUUCUGACUGAUUUCAUACUAUUGGCUACUGUGUUUAUAUAUUUCUUGUUUAUUAUAAGAUAGAAGAUUAAAAUUCUUGAUGCAAAGGGCAAGGCCCCAAGCAAGAAAUUUAAAUUUAUAGUUGCAUGGGCUUUUUUUCUUUUCCUAUUCUAGCUCGUGAAUAUAACUACUGAUUUAGUAAUAAGAAAUUUGAUUGCAACAAUUGAACUAUUUUAAUCCUUCUUAUUCCAAUCAGCCUAUAACUUUACUUUCUAUAAUAUCCAUGAAUAUCUUAAUGAUAUGACUCUGCUCUAUCUAUUUCAUGUGUAGACUCAAAUGAGUCUGAGUUCAACUGUAUAAAAAGUAUAAUCUGUAAAGCUAGAAAAGGAUUUAGAUACAAAAAGAAUAAAAAACAUUCUAGAAAAAACUAGAACUCCUUCGUCAUCGAAUUGCUUACGAUCAUCUAUUUAAUCUUAUGAAGUAUCUAAUCACACAAUAGACUUAGAUGAGUAAGAAGAAUAAGAAAAUUAAGAAGAUGAGGAAGAGAAAUCUGAUCCUACUUAUAAAUCAAUCCAUCAUCCAAUAUACUUAGCGAUACCUGGUCCCUCGCUACUUAGAGAUGAAAAUUCUACCAGCAAAAGUUUGCUAGAUAAUCAAAAUAUGGAUGAGAGUAUCUUUGUAAACGAUAAUAGUGUUUUGGAUAAUGAUUUUUAGAGAUUUGUAAAUACUUAAAUAAGCUUUGUAGAUGGAAGAAUACAACAAUAAAAUAUGAACAAAACUAAAUCAAUGAUCUCUAAUCAAUAAAUUUCUAUGCAGUAAUGA
This is a messenger RNA of Stylonychia lemnae, 1161 nucleotides long. The record is from the annotation of a GenBank genome assembly. Lineage: Eukaryota; Ciliophora; Spirotrichea; Sporadotrichida; Oxytrichidae.